This is a messenger RNA of Antechinus flavipes (yellow-footed antechinus), 1631 nucleotides long. Its product is annotated as serpin B6-like. The record is from RefSeq and is a predicted model, not a curated record. The transcript has 6 exons. Gene Ontology annotation, molecular function: serine-type endopeptidase inhibitor activity. Lineage: Eukaryota; Metazoa; Chordata; Mammalia; Dasyuromorphia; Dasyuridae. Gene Ontology annotation, cellular component: cytoplasm. Gene Ontology annotation, biological process: negative regulation of endopeptidase activity. The coding region runs from base 1 to 1203 and encodes 400 amino acids.
AUGUACCAGAUAUUCUGUUCCCAAGCUGUGUGUUUAUUAGUCAUUUCAUGUGUGAUUGGUCAAGGUUCCAUCAUGGAUAUUCUUUCUGAAGGAAAUGUUAAGUUUGCCAUUACUCUUCUGAAAAAACUUUGUGAAGAAAAACCACGAAAUGUGUUGUUUUCUCCCCCAAGCAUCUCAUUUACCCUGAAAAUGAUCCUCUUGGGAACAAAGAAAGAAACAGCUGCACAAAUAGCAGAGUUACUUUCCUUAAAUAAAAAGAGAGAUAUCCUUUGGGGAUUCCAAUUACUUAUUAAUGAAAUGAACAAAUCAUCUACUUGGUAUCAGCUUCAAACUACUAACAAGAUCUUUGGAGAAAAUACUCUAAAUUUUGUCCAAUCUUUUAGGAAAUCCUGUUUCAGAUUCUGCAAUUCAGUAAUGGAAGAUGUUUGCUUUUCUCAAGAGGCAGGGGCCAUCAGGAAAUACAUAAAUGACUGGGUAGCAAAGAAGACUGAAGAUAACAUUUUAGAGGCUCUACCUGAUGGUCUCGUUGAUCCACUUAGCCUGCUGGUCUUAGUGAAUUCCAUCAACUUUAAAGCAAGCUGGGAGCAGGCAUUUGAUCCAAGGCACACAUAUACUGAUGUUUUAAAAAUCAGUCAGCAUGAGAAAAGAACAUUUCAAAUUAUGAAGAUGAAAGAAGAGUUUCUGACAUAUCCAUUAGAAGAGCUGAAUGGACAGCUCUUCAUCUUUCCCUAUCGUGGAAUGGAAUUGACCAUGAUCUUUGUGUUUUCUACUAUUGGUGACCUAACUAAGUUGGAAAAUGGGCUUACCUAUGAAAGAUUUAUAACCUGGACAAAGCCAGAAACAAUGGCCUUAAUGGAAAAUCAUGACGAGACAUUUUUUCUCCCCAAAAUCAAGAUAGAGGAGACCUGUGACCUGGAGCAUAUCCUCUCUACUUUGGGGAUGUCAGAUGCAUUUGAUGAGCAAAGGGCUGACUUUUCUGGAAUGUUUACACUGAAACCUUUGUAUUUAUCCAAAGUUUUGCAUAAAUCUUACCUGGAGAUCAAUGAAGAAGGCAUCAAGGCAUCUGCUGCCACUAUAGCAGCAGAGAUACCAGCAGCUGCAAAGAGAAGUGAAGGUCUGAAGACUAAUGGUUUCUUUCUUUUUUUUAUCUGGAGCUAUAAAACCAAAAGUAUUCUGUUCUGUGGCAGAGUGUCCACUCCCUAAAGAGAUGUAGUCACUAUCCCUAGAAUAUUUUCCCUCUUGUUACUUCCCUUUCUCUUCCUAAGAUGCAUAAAGAUGCUAUAUCUAAAGCAUGUAAGCUGUGCUGAUUUUACUGAUAGAGUGUAGUAGGGAACAAUAUGUAAAACACUUCAUUGUGAAACUGCACAUGGACCACAUAUAACCUUGAUGACUUUCAUCCUGACAGGCAUUAGGGAUUAGGUUGGGAGUGUGAAGAUUUAAUCUUUAAGAGGAAGAGCCUAUACUAAUGUGAGUUAGGUAGGAGAGUCUAAGUCCAUCAAAUAUUCUCACUUCUUUAUUAUGUUGUUACCUCGUUAAUGGAGGUGAAGAAGAUUGAUCAAUAAUGUUUACUGAGUUCUUGUAGGCUGAGCCCUAGACUAACUUUUAAUAAAAACCACCCAUCCUAGCUCCUA